This is a messenger RNA of Salvia hispanica, 1300 nucleotides long. Its product is annotated as protein CYTOSOLIC ABA RECEPTOR KINASE 1-like. Gene Ontology annotation, biological process: protein phosphorylation. The record is from RefSeq and is a predicted model, not a curated record. Gene Ontology annotation, molecular function: protein kinase activity; ATP binding. NCBI's taxonomy places the organism in Eukaryota, Viridiplantae, Streptophyta, Magnoliopsida, Lamiales, Lamiaceae.
GUUAUUGCUAAGUAUGUUUCCUUCAUUCACAUACUUUCUUUUGGUAAAGCAAAUUUGAGCUGAAAAGAUGAAAUCAUCAACGUCUGAGAGUCUCUUUCGUCAAUUUUCACUUGAUGAAGCCACCGGAGAUUUCAGCGAGGAGCAUGUGAUUGGAUCAACAGCUAAGGAUCAAAAUGAAAUCGAAGUUGAUAAGCUGUCAAAGGCCUUUCCUACCACUGCCAUGAAAGAAGACGAUGUCCCUUUCAUUCUAUUCGGUGAAACAAAUGACAUUGUUGAUGAUAUGUAUAACUUCGCAAGAAUCCUGAAAAAUGGAGAGGAUGCAACAAUUGAAAGGAUCCACUACAUGCCUAAGCAUGUAUUUGAAUUUAGAGCAAAGGAUUCAGAAACAUUAUCUUUCAAGCAUGAGAACGUGGUCGAACUUGUUGUUUACAGUUUGGAUGGCAGUCAUCAGGUUUUGGCGUAUGAUUUUGCUCCACGAGGGUCCCUACACGACAUCCUUCAUCAACAGCAAGGCACAGGCUCAUGCACAAACCCAUAUCCGGCUUUAACAUGGUACCAAAGAGUCCAAAUCGCUCUUGGGGUCGCCAGGGGAUUAUGCUGCAUUCAUAGCUACGGAUCGGUCCAUCAUAACAUCAAUUCCAGGAAUAUUUUAGUUUGUGGUGAUGAAACUGCUAAGAUAAUGCAUCCUAAUCUUUGGGCUCAAUGCUACUGUCAGGACUAUUUUUCUGAGAAUAUAAGCCAUCCUAAACUAAAGGAUGAUCACGGGCGAGGUGAUGUUUACAACUUUGGUGUGAUUCUCCUUGAGCUUUUGACAGGUGGUAAAAUACUAGGGGAAGGGAACCUUGUGACAUGGGCAUUACCACAGCUGGAUUCGAACAAGGUACACGAGAUUGUGGAUGCUAGAUUAGAAGGAGAGUAUCCGCACGAGGCAGUUAAGAAGAUGGCUAAAGUUGCUCAAUCGUGCCUUGAAGAUGAAGGAUACUAUCGUCGAAAGAUGGUUAAAGUUGUACAAGAUCUUGAGCUGUGCCUUGGUGAAACCAAAUCAACUGAGACUCAGAUUGCAUCUUAAUAUGCAAGAAAGCAGGGGAGCUGAAGAUAGACGCCAUCUGAAAUGAGAGAAAUUACCUCAUGCUUAUAUCAUUUUCUUUGGAUUACAGUAUUUCCUUUCUUCUUAGAGAAAUGACAAAGUCACUUAAUAACAAUGAGAGAAACAACUUCAUGCUUAUUUCAUUUCAUUGAUCAUUGGAGCUUGGGACGUUGUGGUGUUUGGGCAGUAUCAGUUGUGAUUUUUUUUCCGGAA